AUGUCCGUCUUAGAGCAACUCAAGAAAGUCACAACUGUUGUUGCUGACACAGGAGAUUUCAACGCAAUUAAGCAAUUCCAACCAACUGAUGCCACUACUAACCCUUCUCUCAUUCUUCAAGCUUCUAAAAUCGAAGCUUACUCUAACUUGAUUGACGAAGCAAUUGCUUACGCCAAAGAGAAUGCUGGUACUGAUUGUAAAAAAGAAAUUAUCUCGUUGGCUACGGAUCGUUUAUUCGUUGUAUUUGGUAGAGAAAUUCUGAAAGUCAUUCCAGGUCGCGUGUCUACCGAAGUUGACGCUAGACUUUCUUUCGAUACUGCAGCCUCCAUUGCUAAAUCUCUGUCAUUGAUCAAGCAAUAUGAGAAAGAAGGAAUCGCGAAAGAACGUAUUCUCAUCAAACUUGCUUCUACCUGGGAGGGAAUUCAAGCUGCCAAGGAACUCGAAUCUAAGUAUGGCAUUCAUUGCAACAUGACACUCCUUUUCAAUUUCGAACAAGCAGUAGCCUGUGCUCAAUCCGGAGUCACUCUAAUUUCUCCCUUCGUUGGAAGAAUCAUGGAUUGGUUUGUUAAAAAUACCGAUCAGAAGAGUUAUGACAGACACGACGAUCCAGGAGUCAAGAGUGUUACUCGUAUCUUCAAUUAUUACAAAAAGCACGGACAUCCAACCCAAGUUAUGGCUGCUUCUUUCCGUAACACUGAAGAAAUUAAAGGUCUUGUAGGUAGUGACCUUUUAACUAUUAGCCCUGCUCUUCUCAAGCAAUUAGCCGAAGAUAACGAGACAGUUCCUCAUGUUUUGAAGAAAGAGAACGCUGAUUCGUUGGAUAUUCCUGCAGUUAACGUAGAUGAAAAAUAUUUCCGAUUUGCUAUGAACGAGGAUGCCAUGGCUACCGAAAAGUUGGCUGAAGGAAUCCGUAACUUCGCUAAAGAUGCAAGACUUCUUGAACAGUUAAUCGAAGCUAGACUUUAA
This is a messenger RNA of Auanema sp. JU1783, 966 nucleotides long. NCBI's taxonomy places the organism in Eukaryota, Metazoa, Nematoda, Chromadorea, Rhabditida, Rhabditidae. The record is from the annotation of a GenBank genome assembly.